CCAACGGAGAACAUGUUGCCACAAGCAGCCCUUUUGCUGCUAAUGUACUUGAACUUGGUACACGGAAGAUUUCAUGGCCAGCAAUACCAAACACCUACAGGCAUAAAAGGCCCACUGCCCAACACCGGAACACAGUUCUUCAUUCCCUAUGCCAUAAAGAGUAAAGGUGUUUCAGGAAGAAGAGAGCCAGGUGUUCCUGGCCCACCAGGCCCCCCUGGACCUCGAGGGUACCAAGGUCCAACUGGACCACCAGGAAAACCAGGUUAUGGAAGUCCCGGACCUCAAGGAGAACCAGGAAUGCCGGGACCACCGGGACAGUCGGCCACAGGGAAGCCAGGUUCACCAGGCCUCCCCGGAAAGCCAGGGGACAGAGGGCCAAAUGGGGCGAAAGGAGACACUGGCCCGGCCGGCUUACCAGGCCCGCGGGGGCCACCAGGCCCACCAGGACUCCCUGGUCCCACUGGAAUUUCCACUCCAGGGAAACCUGGACAACCGGGCCCAACGGGAGCCCCUGGUCCUCGGGGCUUUCCAGGAGAAACUGGAGUGCCAGGAACCCCUGGUACAAACGGCCGGAAAGGUGACAGGGGCUAUGGAGUUCCUGGACGCCCAGGGGAGAGGGGCCUUCCGGGCCCUCAGGGUCCCAUGGGGCCCCCCGGUCCCCCUGGAGUGGGUAAAAGAGGGGAAAAUGGGUUCCCAGGGCAGCCAGGCAUCAAAGGUAGUCAAGGCUCCCCCGGAGAAAAGGGGCCGGCUGGCCCACCAGGUCCUCCAGGCCCUCCUGGGAGUCGGGGACCAGAAGGUGCGGGAAAGCCAGGAGCCACUGGAGCCCCAGGCCGGCCUGGGAUUCCAGGAACGAAGGGUCUCCCUGGGGCUCCAGGACUGACUGGCCCCCCAGGGCCUCCAGGCUUUGGGAAAACGGGAUUGCCAGGCCUGAAGGGACAAAGAGGACCUCCUGGCCUGCAAGGAGAGCCAGGUACCAAAGGCGAACAGGGUUCAGCAGGACGUCCUGGAGACCCGGGUCCACCUGGAAGCUCUGGGAAUAUGGGUCCCCAGGGACCAAAAGGCAGCCCAGGAGAGCCAGGGAUGCCAGGUCCCAAAGGUGAGCCAGGGCCUGUAGGGCCUGUGGGACCCCCUGGGGCCAGGGGAGAAAAAGGGUCCCCUGGGCUACAAGGAAAACCAGGGUCACCAGGAGAACGAGGCUUCAGUGGUUCUAAGGGCAACCCAGGGUUACCAGGCCCCAAAGGUGAACCUGGAGUUAGAGGACCUCCUGGUAUGCCCGGCCCCGCGGGUCCAGCGGGAGCUAAGGGAGUGCCUGGAUCUAAAGGUGAGGCUGGUCCAAGAGGUGCCCAUGGGGUACCUGGCAUCACAGGCCCCAUUGGGCCGCCAGGGAUUCCAGGGGUUCCCGGAACUAAAGGGGACAGAGGAGCUCCAGGUCCUCCUGGGCCGGCUAGCAUGACAACUAAGGGCCUCAAAGGACCCACUGGGCCACCAGGGCCUCAAGGCCCCAGAGGCUAUCCGGGACAGCGAGGACCCCCAGGGCCACCGGGGCCCCCAGGUCCUGCAGCCCAGGCUAGAGUGUAUAGUAUUACAAGGGGAGACCAGCCUGGCUCUACAAAGACAAGAGAAGAGCCCUAUUAUUCUGGCAUGUCUUUUGGCAGCACUAACCAGGGCGCAGCAGGCAUGCCAGUGUCAGCUUUCGCUGCUGUUCUUGCCGAAACUUACCCACUAAGAGGUACACCCAUUGCGUUCGAUAAAAUUAUGUAUAACAAGCAGCAGCAUUAUGACCCAAGAACUGGGAUUUUCAACUGCAAGAUACCGGGUAUAUACUAUUUCUCCUACCACAUGCAUGUGAAAGGGAUCCAAGUUUGGGUGGCUCUGUAUAAGAACAACCAACCAGUAAUGUACUCCUAUAUUGAGUCCACCAAAGGCUAUAUGGAUCAGUCUUCAGGGAGUACCAUCCUGGAGCUCAAGGAAAAGGACCAGGUGUGGGUCCAGAUGCCCCACAUUGCCCCUAACAGCCUCCACUCUUCCAAGUAUGCAGACUCCACUUUCUUAGGAUUCUUGGUGGCGCCACUGUGA
Messenger RNA from Sorex fumeus (smoky shrew), 2076 nucleotides. RefSeq names its product collagen type X alpha 1 chain (gene COL10A1). Lineage: Eukaryota; Metazoa; Chordata; Mammalia; Eulipotyphla; Soricidae. The record is from RefSeq and is a predicted model, not a curated record. The transcript has 2 exons. Gene Ontology annotation, molecular function: protein binding. Bases 13 to 2076 code for a protein of 687 amino acids.